Molecule: messenger RNA, 1892 nt
Organism: Opisthorchis viverrini
Lineage: Eukaryota; Metazoa; Platyhelminthes; Trematoda; Opisthorchiida; Opisthorchiidae
Exons: 2
Coding region: 92-1486 (464 amino acids)
Source: RefSeq, a predicted model, not a curated record
UUCGCACGUGAAAAAAUGGGUAACUAGUAUGACACUUUCCGCCGUCCUGUGCCUCUGACAGUACGGUAACCAAACUAAUUGAAACGGGUAAAUGGCGCGUGCGAUUGUUUAUACUUUGGGUGUUGUCGUUGGUCUAUUUUUAUGUGGGUGUCAGACCAUGGAGUUGGAGCACAACUUUGCAAGACCUUGGCUAAAUAUUGGAGGUAGUAUGCUCUACCUCAAUCUUUCCGAGUUUUGGAAUAUAGUUCACGAUGUCCUACCUUCAGACACUCCUCCUAUGGCGUAUUUAGCCAGAAGUCGCGCUCAGUGUGAAGCGCUAGAAAUCCAACAAUGCGGUGCUCCAGAGAACUGUUUUAUCAAUCGUAUACCGGAUAACCCACUUUCUAUGGACCAAGUAGGAACCAUCACUAAUCGAGCUCACUAUCGGUGUCGAUGUCAAAAAGACCUAUUUCCAAUUGACUUUGUGGUAUGGAUAAAUAAGACCGUUCACAACGUAAGUCGGGUCAUUCAAACCAGAUGUCCAGAACCGCCAGCCUGUGAUAAAUGUGACAAAGAACAUACGGUAAAAUGCAUUGAUCUAGGUGGAGGCAAAGCCACAUGUAUAUGCGAUCCAGACUACAUGGAAGAUAAAAAUUGUGAGAAGAAGAAAAAUGGUUGUACGGAACACCAUCCCGCAGCAAGUUUAACUGGAAAUCAGGCCUGUAUGGUCUACAAGAACAACUCAUGUUUCCCCAUACCUCAAUCUUUGCGGUACUCUUGCUUAUGUCGCGAGCCGUUUCGUGAGGAUAAACGACUUUCAUUCCCGAACUGUAUGGACAAUCGGACAAUAUGUCCACGACCACUGUGUCUCGGUUUCCAACCCCCAAUUGCGGUCACUAUUCCGGGACCAACUAUUAUACUGGACGAGACUCACACUUUCGAGAUGAGCGGAGAAAAUGAUUCGUGUUACCAGAAAAAAUGCAACUGUCCCGAGGGAUGGCUUGGUCCACAUUGUUCGGAAAAGCGAGGCGAACUCAUCCUUGGGUCGUGGUCCCCGUGGUCCACAUGCAAUCCUGAUUGCAUCAUGCCAAAUGAACGAAUGCGGUAUAAACAAAUGGAUGAUCUACACGCGGGCACGAGUCGCACCACAGCGAUUGGCUAUAGGAGCAAAUUUGCCCGCUGCACUGUGGGGGACUUGGAUUUCUGCGUUGGUACUUUCAGAUUUUGGAGACGGUGUCGUGUAACCACUUUGUGCAACACAUGGACUAAUUCCCGCCUCUCCACAGUCGUGAAUCACGCGAUAGCCCAGGCAAUGAUAGAGCAUGAUAAAGCACACCGCCCAGACCGUGUCGAACCCAUCCUAACGACCGCAGCGGAACUUACGUGGGAAGAAAGACAUUGCUUGAAUUUCAUCGUGGUGGCUGGCGCACUAAUCUACUCUUGUAUUACCAUAUGGACCAUGGAGUUACAUCACCUGAUUGUGAACUGGAAUUCCAAUGGAAACUAAAUGAGAAUGGAUGCGCGUGAAAUCAAAACCGUUAUUACAAUGAGUCAAGUUAUAUGUUGUGAUUGUCUGUUGCACAAAGUACAUUUACCCGUAAGCGGUAGAUUGGUAUUAUGAAUCACCUACACAUGAACAACAAACAUUCUAAAUGAGGUCAUCAGGUCAGUUGAACCGGGCAAAAAAAGUCACUUCGUCAAGUAUUUGGCCAUAACAUGAAGCUUCCGACUGAAUUCGUGUGUUCAUAUUCAGGUAGUGGGGUAAAGUAUGUGGACUGUCGGCUUGGCUCCCUCGAAUGCAAUCGUACGAUGGGGGCGGUGCGAUCCACUCACCAUCUGGUCGUCGCAUAUGUCUUCGAUCUGAUGCGAAAUAAGCGAGAUAUUUGGAUCCCGGGACAACACGGUAUUGUCUA